Perognathus longimembris pacificus (Pacific pocket mouse) is the source of this 882-nucleotide messenger RNA. Its product is annotated as transmembrane protein 45A-like. NCBI's taxonomy places the organism in Eukaryota, Metazoa, Chordata, Mammalia, Rodentia, Heteromyidae. The coding region runs from base 1 to 882 and encodes 293 amino acids. The transcript is spliced from 6 exons. The record is from RefSeq and is a predicted model, not a curated record.
AUGUUGAAACUCCCCCUGGAGUCCGUGGAGUCCUGCCAUCUGGACUCUGCGCUCCUGAACAUGGGUGACUUUUUAGGUCAUGGUCUUGCUGGAUCCUUCUAUGUUAUUUUGGGUCUUUGGUGGUAUAUAAAGAUUAUUUUUAUGUAUGUAUGCAAAAAGCAAGCACAGACCUGCUACCAUCGUUCUGAAGCAUUCUUUCAGAGAGCAGAAAUUUUGGAGGGAACUAUAUGCCUGGUCAUGGUCUUAACUGGUGGAACUGGUCUACUGACUUAUUCUGGAAGCACAGAAAUGACCUUACGUAAAGAAGGCCAGUGGAUCCAAUUAAAACGCUUUCAACAUUUAACAAUAUAUCUUUUCUUUGGCUUGUGGGCAGUGACCAACAUCUUAUGCUUCACCAUUAAGUCAAUCCCUAUCUCCUUAACCAAGUUAAUGUUGACAAAUGCCUUCUCUGCAGGUGCUUUUAUCUUAUACACCCACCCUCAUAGCCCCCAAGUGGUGGAUAUCCUUUUGCAUGAGCUGCUAUGCCUCGCUAUCUUUUUGGCAGGCUUGGUUUCCUUCAUAGAGGUUCUCAUUAAGGAAAAUAUAAUGCUGGCACUUCUGCGGUCAAGUUUCACCAUACUACAUGGAAGCUGGUUUUGUCAGCUGGCUUUUGUUCUGUAUCCUCCCACUGGAGUUCUUGCAUGGGAUCUGAAUGAUCACAUCAACAGUGUGUUUUUCACCAUAUGCUUUUGUUGGCAUUAUGCGUUUAUCUAUGUCAUCAUGGGAGUGGUUUAUGUAGCUGUCACCUGGUUUGUUAAGUGGAGAAUCAGGAAACCCUACCCCUCAGAAGUUGUGCUCCUGAAAAAUGCUGAAAGAGAGGAGGAAUCAGAAGAGGAGAUGUGA